This is a messenger RNA of Chara braunii, 3521 nucleotides long. Lineage: Eukaryota; Viridiplantae; Streptophyta; Charophyceae; Charales; Characeae. The record is from the annotation of a GenBank genome assembly.
GGAAUGCCGCCAGCACGGAGUCCCUGAUUCAGAUGAGAAUUAGUGGACAGCACUACUCCAAGGCAUGAUCUUUGUGCCUACGGAUGAGCAGGCGGAUCCGACACCGGCGGAGGCAAAAAGGAGUAACCUGGCUGACUUAACGCUGUAUAUGAUGAGGGCGGUAAUGUGGAACAACACGAUGCAGAUGGUGCACACGCACACAGGACGGCAGCCGAGGCAGACUCAGCAGAAAGAGUCUUCAACCUUAACAGCCGCCAUCUGCGCAGCAGCACAACAUCAGCAACAACAGCAACAACUGUUGGCAUCCACUAUCACACGCGUCAACAGCAUCGAGGCUAAGCCCUCAGCAGCGCCAGGCUGCAGGACAGACAUAGCGAAGCAGCUCGGAGAGCGCAUCGACUGUGUCGUCAACAUCAUCGGCGACCUGGGUGACUUUACCAGUCUGGCCACGAUCAGCAGCACGGUGGCCGCCAUCAAGACGGACAUCACCAAACUGCAGUCACGACCAGAAGCCACCGCGAAGGCAUACAAGAGGCCACGCUUCAACAUCGGGAAGUUUGAUGAUUACAACAAAACAGACGCUUUGGCAUGGUGGCAAGCCUUCAUCACCGAAGCAGCUUGCCACCACGUGCCAGGCGACCUGAUGACGACAGCACUCUACCUCCAACUCAUUGGAGGAGCACAGGCAUUCAUGAACCAUCUGGCGGCCAAUCUGGGAACCACCAUCGCCGACCUGCACACGCACAUCACGUGGGAGCAACUGGAGCAAAUGUGGCACACUCGAUUCAUGGUCCGAAACGUAGUGGAGGCGGCCAUGAACGAGACGAUCAAGUGGCAGAAGAUAGUAACCACUCCCGGUUUCGACUUAAGUUUCCCAAACCUGCGAUCCGAAUUCUUUUCGCGAUCGUGCGGAGGACUGUGGUCGGCACUCGGUAACGAGUACGACUAUGCCUCGUUCAAGGCUAUCCUUGACCGUGGGAACCUGGUCAUCCAAACAGACGACAAGGCCGCCAACGAAAGGCAGUCCCAGCCGCAAUAUGUGGCUAAGCAAGGCUACCAAAGGCCGACGCAUAACAAUGCGGUGAUCGCUGACGGAUCACCUGAUCUCCACGCUGCAGCAGCCUCCUCGAGUGGUGGAGGAGUUGUCGCAGCGCUUCCGCCGAAGCGUCCUAAAAGGGUUCGGAAGAACAAGGCGACACAAGGGACGAUAGCGACGGAGACUGGGCAGCAACCAUGGACGGCAUACAACAUCACCACGGAAGUUUUCGAACUUCGCCAACGGAUUACUCUCGAGGCGGGUGUCGUCCCUCCGCGUGGAUGCAUUUACCGCAUGAGCGAAGAGGAACUCGAGGUGCUUCGCGCACAACUCGACGACCUUCUCGACAAGGGCUGGAUUUGCCCUAGUUGUUCGCCAUAUGGUGCACCGGUUCUCUUCGUCCGGAAGAAGAACAAGGACCUACAGUUGUGCAUCGACCAUAAAGAAAUUAACGCACAAACCGUAAAGAACGCCAACUCUCUCCCUCGGAUUGAUGAUCUCCUUGAGCGGUUGGGCGGCGCGACGUACUUCUCGAAGUUGGACUUGAGGUCUGGUUACCACCAGAUUGAAAUCCAGCCUCAAGACCGGUACAAGGCCGCUUUCAAAACGCGGUAUGGGCAUUUUGAGUGGGUCGUGAUGCCAUUUGGACUCACCAACGCCCCGACAACCUUCCAAGCAGCCAUGACAACAGAGUUCCGAGACUUGCUCGAUUGUACCGUCCUCAUCUACCUCGAUGAUAUCUUGGUCUAUAGUCGAACGCUUGACGAGCACCUCGUACACCUUCGUGCAGUUUUGGAUCGGUUGCGAGCAGCCAAGUACAAAGCAAACCGCGACAAGUGCGAAUUUGCCGAACACGAGCUUGCGUACUUAGGCCACUAUGUGACGCCGAAAGGCAUUCGUCCCUUAGCGGACAAGAUCCAAGCCAUCGUGGAUUGGCCGGAACCCCGUUGCACUACGGGCGUACGCUCUUUCAUGGGUUUGGCUGGAUACUAUCAGCGUUUUGUCGAGUCCUACUCCAAAGUGGCAGCCUCUUUGUCGAGACUUCAGUCCCCGAAGGUACUAUUCGAGUUCGACGACGCAGCUCGUGGCGUGUUCAAUACGUUGAAGGCGGCGAUGCAAGACUUGUCGGCCCUCCGUAUCUAUGACCCCACCCUACCCACCCAAGUGACUAUGGACGCUUCCGGAUACGGUAUUGGUGCGGUGUUAGAACAAUGCCACCCGGACGGUUGGCACCCGGUCGAGUACUUCUCCCAAAAGGUGCCUCUCGUCAACUCUCUCCACGACGCUAGGAAGAAAGAGUUACUCACGUUCGUCACCGUUCUCAAAUGGUGGCGCCACUUUCUUCUCGGUCGUCGGUGUUUUAAAUGGACCACGGACAAUAAUCUGUUGACCUACUACAAAACGCAGGACACGGUCACUAGCACAAUCGGUCGAUGGAUGUAUUACAUCGACCAGUUUGACUUUGACCCAUGCCACAUCCCCGGUCCCGCUAACCGAGCAGCGUACGCCCUCUCACGACGGCCCGAUUUUUGUGCCCUAGUGACUACGACGUUCCUGCUCGACGGCGAUCUGCAGCAGCACUUCGUCAAUGGCUACAAGUCCGACCCGACAUACUCCACGCUCUACGCGAAGCUUUCGUCAGAUCACCCGCCGGCUGGUCACUAUCGUAUCUCCGACGGGUUCCUACUCCUCCACACGAGAGGAAAGGACUUGGUAGUGGUGCCCCAAGAUCGCAUCUUACGGACUCGCCUCCUUGGCGAAUUCUUGGACGCACGACUUUCAGCACACCUCGACAUAACCUGCACAUUGGCCCGCCUCCACCAGCGUUUUCACUGGCCCUACGUUCUUCAUGACGUCACGUACAUUGAGUCAUGCGCAGUUUGCCAUCGCAACAAAGGUAGAUCUCAGGUCCCUUAUGGCAAAUUGAAACCGAUGCCAAUCCCUCGGGCACCGCGCCUCUCCAUUGCUAUGGAUGUUACAGGCCCGUUUCCCCUCGAUCGCCUCGGUCAUGACGGCAUCCUCACGGUCGUUGACCGUUUGAGCAAAUACGGUCGUUUUCUUCCAUGCAAGGACCGUGCUACAGCCCCCGAGCUCGCACGACUCUUGCACACCGACUGGAUUACUUGCCACGAUGUUCCGGAAGACAUUGUGAGCGAUAGAGACACUCGCUUCAUGUCAUCCUUUUGGAUUUCCCUCAUGACGGAGCCUCGCACGACUCUUGUACACCGGCUGGAUUACCUGCCACGGUUUUCCGGAAGACAUUGUGAGCGACAGAGACACUCGCUUCAUGUCAGUCUUUUGGACUUCCCUCAUGACGGAGUCCGGUUCGACUAUGAAGCCGAGUUCCGCACAACACCCGCAGACGGAUGGGCAGUCGGAACGAGCGCAGCAGACCGCUCAAAUGAUGUUAUGUACACUCAUCCGUUCCGACCAGAAAGAUUGGGUUGACCGGCUUCCCGACAUCGAGUUUGCCUAUAACACUUCG